This is a messenger RNA of Adelges cooleyi (spruce gall adelgid), 2409 nucleotides long. It is a transcript of the gene Ipp, whose product is annotated as inositol polyphosphate 1-phosphatase. The coding region runs from base 14 to 1126 and encodes 370 amino acids. Gene Ontology annotation, molecular function: inositol-1,4-bisphosphate 1-phosphatase activity. NCBI's taxonomy places the organism in Eukaryota, Metazoa, Arthropoda, Insecta, Hemiptera, Adelgidae. The record is from RefSeq and is a predicted model, not a curated record. The transcript has 5 exons.
GUACGCUAACAACAUGCCAGGCGUGCCGCAAUCGCUGGUCGGGUGCGCGCUGCUCGCGUCCGAAACGGCCGCCGAUAUCGCCAGGCGGUGUCGGUCCGAUACCAGGUUGCUGUCGUUGCUGGUGCAAGAGAAGUGCGGCGACGAUGCCAACCACAGUCGGUUCGCCCGCGACUUCAAGACGCUGGCCGACGUGCUGGUACAGUGCGUGGUGGCCAAACGAAUCGGCCAACAGUUUCCAGAGCUCAACGACAGUGUUUACGGUGAAGAAAAUGACACUAUACAGAAUAACGUGGGACGGGACGUGACUAUAAGGGUUGGAGACACGGUCGACGAGACAUUAGAAUGUUUGUGCGAGGCUCUCGACAAUGACCUGGAGUCGGCCAGGAGCUUGGCGGAAGCGGCUCACAGGCAGUUUACAGUGGAUCAGCUCAACGUGGACUUGGUGCCACCCGAUAGUGAAGUCUUGGAUUUGACAAAGGUCGGCAUUUGGAUAGAUCCUAUUGAUUCGACUAACGAGUACAUAAGUGGAAACGUCGAAGCAGAAAACGAAUUUGGGUUCCAUUCAAGUGGACUUCAUUGUGUUACUAUAAAUAUCGGUGUAUUCGACAAGGAGACCGGCAAACCCUUAGCAGGCGUUAUCAAUCAGCCGUUCUACAUGCGCGACGCGGACAAAAGGUGGUCUGGACGUUGCUACUGGGCGUUGUGCAACCAACAGCAAAAGGGUCUCCAUUCGUUACCAACGUUCGUCAACGAAAACAAGCCAGAUGUGAUCGUGACCAGCAGUAGCGAGUGCGAAGCGGUUACAACAUCGCUGCGACAGUCCGGUUACACUGUGCUGACGGCGGCGGGCGCCGGUUACAAGCUCUUGUGCGUCGCGCUUGGCGCGGUUCGCGCGUACGUGCUGACCAAAGACUCGACUUUCGCGUGGGACACGUGCGCGGCUCACGCUAUGAUCGUGUCGCUGGGCGGCAACGCCUGUCACUGUGUGCGGCCGGCCGGUCUGGAACCAUUGACGUACAGCCCCAAAACUCUGUCGGGCAACCGGACAUACUGCAACGCGGCCGGCAUAAUAGCGUCCCGUCACCCGCAGACAGUACAAAAGGUGCACGCGCUCAUCAACGACUGAGCCACUGCCGGUGGCCAACCGUCGAAUUAUGAACUAUCUAUUGACGUGGGAUAGAUAUGGGUUAUAAACUAGAUUGCCACUGAAUGAUCCAAUUUCUUUGGAGAUACGGGCUUCACGCGAUGAAUUCGUUGGAAAUUGUUAUUAUUUACAAUAAAAAAUAUUUAAAAAAAAACCCAAAAAUGUAUGAGAUAGUGAAAACCCUAUAAAACCCACCGGAGUUUAACUUUGGCGGCUUCAUUCGAGUGAUUGCAUGCCCAACAUAAUAUUAUGACAGUUAGCAGUCUAGUUUAUUAUUAUCUAUAUCUAUGAACUGUGCUUAUAUUAAGUGACAAUUUUGUAAAUGAAGCGGUCAAAUCCCUAUGAUGUCGUCAAACCCUGCAUGUAAAUAAAACAAAUUUGGAUAAAGAGUGUUAAAGGGUGUUUAUCACUGACAUGUAUCGUCAGCGAUUAUUAUUUUAAAUUAUAAUUAUUAUUUAUUAUUACUAUUAUAAUGUGAUUAUUAUUUGAAAAAAAAACUUAUUACUAUACGUUUAGUGAUAUAUGAAGUUUCAUAAUUAUUUAAUCGUUGAUAAUAUAUAUUUUUUGAAAAAAUAAAAUCAGUAUUCGUCGCACUAUAGUAGUAUUUAAGUAAGUUUUGUAAUUGUAUUUUAAAAUACGAAUUAUUUUUUUAGACUCCCAGUUCACCGACUACCGUAUUAAACACAAAUAACUAUUGUUAACUAAUAUAAUAUAAGCCACCGCUGUAUUGAAUGUCUGUGAUUACAUUUUACUUUUAAGGCUGUCAACACAAGAAUAUUUAUCGUUUAUUUUACAGUUGAUCGAAGAAAUGGUAAAUAUUUUUGUGUUGAUAGUUGCGUAGAAAAUAUUUUGUGUUAGUGGAUGAUGGAGUGAAUUUAGCAUUUUCACAUAGAAAUACAGUAUAAUAUAUACAUAUGUAAUAUUAAUUGAACUUUGUCAACAUGAAUGUAUUUUUUUUUUUUACAUAACGUUGAUUUUAUAUAACCUUUGACAAUAUUAUAAGAAUUUAAAUUAAAUGUUACACUAAUAUGGUCGAUAAUACCAAAUAAAGUGAUAGUGAUCUAAACAUACAGCGUAAAAGUAUUUUAUGUGUUUUGUUAUUAAAUUUCUAAUUAUUUACCUAAAACAGAAAUAUUUAAAACUUCGUUAAUCGUUAGGUACCUUUUUUAGUAAGCACUGUGUAAGCAUUUUAUAAUUACAAUUGUUUUGUUAAUUAUAGAGCGAGUUAACCUAUUUUUGCUGUCUAACUAGUUAAAUUUUUAUUG